AUGAAUCAACUGCACCGACCAGAGUACUGCAAAGGCUAUUCGGAAGAUGUCGAUGCUAUUCGAGAGCGCGAAUAUCCUCAUCUCAAAGAUACCACAUAUCUGGACCAUGCAGGAACUACUUUGUACGCCAAGUCUCUGAUCGAGUUCUUCUCGCAGGACCUUACCUCCAACCUGUUUGGGAACCCCCAUUCCAUGUCCUCGUCAUCCCAGCUGUCCACGCAGAGGAUAGACGAUGUUCGCCUAAAGGCACUCCGAUUCUUUAAUGCUGAUCCCGAGGAGUUCGAUCUCGUGUUCGUUGCAAAUGCUACUGCCGCGAUCAAGUUGGUUGUUGAUUCGUUUCGGGACGCCACGCCAAAGGGAUUCUGGUAUGGGUACCACGUUGAUUCCCACACUAGCCUGGUUGGGGCACGGGAAGUGGCAGACCUGGGGAGUAAAUGCUUCAGGUCCGAUGACGAAGUCGAUUCAUGGAUAUCGGACAUGGACGCUAGUUCAGAAGACGGGCCGAAGUUGUUUGCGUUUCCUGCGCAGUCGAACAUGAACGGUCGUCGCUUCCCUUCUCGCUGGUGCGGGCAAAUCCGAAAUACAUAUGGUCAUACUGGCGAUGUGUAUUCGCUUCUGGAUGCAGCAUCUCUGGUCUCCACCUCGCCACUGGAUUUGAGCGAUGCCUCAGCCGCGCCAGACUUCACGGUCCUCAGCUUCUACAAGAUCUUCGGAUUCCCUGAUCUUGGUGCCUUGAUUGUUCGAAAAAGCGCGGGCCACAUUUUCGACAAACGAAGGUUUUUUGGCGGUGGAACGGUAGAUUUGGUCUUGACCCAGGGUAUGCAAUGGCAUGCAAAAAAGAACUCGAUCCAUGAACGAUUGGAGGAUGGAACGCUUCCAUUUCACAGCAUCAUUGCACUUGAUUCCGCCUUUGAUACUCAUACUCGCCUCUUUGGUUCGAUGGAGAAUAUCUCUUCCCAUACGAGGUUUCUGGCCAAGACGUUGUACGAACGACUAAAAGCUCUGACGCAUUUCAACGGGGCGAAAGUGUUCGAGUUCUAUAUGAACACAGAUGUGGACUUUGAAGAUGCGUCGUCGCAAGGUCCGAUUCUUGCGUUCAAUCUACGCAGUAGCCAAGGCGCUUGGAUUGGGAAAUCCGAGGUCGAAAGACUUGCAAGCGUCAAGAAAAUCCAGAUCAGGUCGGGUACUUUAUGCAAUCCAGGGGGUGCAGCAGGUAGUCUUGGAUGGACUGGGCCCGAUAUGAUUCGCCAUUAUUCCAAUGGACUGCGAUGUGGAGAUGACAACGACCUGAUGGAUGGGCGUCCGACUGGGAUUUUGAGGGCCAGUAUCGGUGCGAUGACCAAUCUCAAGGAUAUUGAGAAUUUUGUGGGGUUCGUGGAGGAGUUUUAUGUGGAACGAUCGCCCAAUACGUGCUCGUUGCUACCCGCAAUCGACGCUACAAUAUCUCAGUCGCCUGGAUUCUAUAUCGAGAGCCUCUCAGUUUACCCCAUCAAGAGCUGCGGAGCUUUCAAAGUUCCUGAUGGCCAGGGAUGGGAGAUUACACAGGAGGGGUUGGCUUGGGAUCGUGAAUGGUGUUUGAUCCACCAGGGUACCGGAACCGCUCUCAACCAGAAGAGGUACCCUAAAAUGGCGCUCAUCCAACCGUUUGUUGAUCUUGCAAGAGGUGUUCUGAGAAUCUCGUGUGGGAGAGGAACAGAAAAAUCCUCUUUAGAAAUUCCACUUGGUCGUGGAGGUACCAAUUUGGUUAGAACUUCGCUAUGUCAGAAUGCAGCCAAGUCUUCUACAGUGUGUGGAGACCAGGUCACCGUCCAAGCUUAUACAUCUCCAACCGUCUCCUCUUUCUUCUCAGGCUUCCUAGGCGUUCCGUGCUCACUUGCCCGAUUUCCGCCUCAGACAUCGACGAGGUAUGCUGCUUCUAAGGUGCAAACACCGCAAUACAAGGACGAAUCGACUAUGCCGGGGUCAUUUCCACAAGACAUACCGACGCCAGUUCCUGGACAGAAUCGGAUCUUAUUAUCUAACGAAAGCCCUAUCCUAUUCAUCUCCCGUUCUUCUGUCAAUCGACUCAACGAAACGAUAAAAUCCAAACCCAAGCCCAAGAACAGCAACCAGCCUAGCAAUGCUAGCUCUAACAAAGCGGUGGCCGCCGAUGUCUUCCGCGCCAACAUUGUGGUUGCUGAGAAUCUCUCCCAGCGAGCCAAUGCCGAACGACCUUACAUCGAAGACCAAUGGGAGUCGUUCAGCAUUGGAUCCGAAAACGUUCAAUUUGAUGUUCUGGGGUCUUGUCAACGAUGCCAGAUGGUCUGUAUUGACCAGUACUCCGGUAUACGAGGAGACGAACCUUUCUCGACCUUGGCGAAAACGAGGAAGAUCAAUAAUAAGAUCAAUUUUGGGAGACAUGCAUCUCUUUCUAUGACGGGUGAUAGUUUCGAUGUCCCUGCAUCAAAAACCAUCAUGGUCGGCGAUAUUGUUUAUCCUUCAUACGAGCGUGACUGUUGA
Aspergillus melleus is the source of this 2499-nucleotide messenger RNA. It is a transcript of the gene hxB, whose product is annotated as putative molybdenum cofactor sulfurase protein (HxB). Bases 1 to 2499 code for a protein of 832 amino acids. Gene Ontology annotation, biological process: Mo-molybdopterin cofactor biosynthetic process. Gene Ontology annotation, molecular function: pyridoxal phosphate binding; molybdenum cofactor sulfurtransferase activity; molybdenum ion binding. The transcript has 2 exons. The record is from RefSeq and is a predicted model, not a curated record. Lineage: Eukaryota; Fungi; Ascomycota; Eurotiomycetes; Eurotiales; Aspergillaceae.